AUGGAUACAAAACUUAUGCUAUCUGAAACUGGAUUUGAGGAGUGGAUGGAUGGAUCGAUUAAUAUUAAAGAGAUCCCAAAAAAUAAUGACAUUUUUCAUCAAUAUGAUAAGUUCGAAAAUUUUGAAGUUAUUGGAAAUGGAUCACGAGGAGUUAUCCAAAAAGCUUUUUCUGUAACUUAUCAAAAAAAUGUAGUAUUAAAAGAAAUAUCACAAUCUCAGAAUUACUCUCUAAGGGAACUUAUUAAUGAUGUUGAAAAAUAUCAAAAAAUAGAUAACCACGAUAAUAUUUUAAAAUUAUUUGGUUUAACAACACAAGACAAGUACAUGCUGAUAUUUGAGUAUGCAGAUAAUGGUUCUCUACGAAACUAUUUAAAAAAUCAUUUUGAUACAUUAAAUUGGAAUGAUAAACUUCGCUUAGCAAAGCAACUAGCAAGUGCUGUAAUGCAUUUGCAUUCAAAUAAUGUAAUUCAUGGAAACAUG
This is a messenger RNA of Racocetra persica, 480 nucleotides long. The record is from the annotation of a GenBank genome assembly. Lineage: Eukaryota; Fungi; Glomeromycota; Glomeromycetes; Diversisporales; Gigasporaceae.